This is a messenger RNA of Rhizophagus irregularis DAOM 181602=DAOM 197198, 1246 nucleotides long. RefSeq lists its product as uncharacterized. Lineage: Eukaryota; Fungi; Glomeromycota; Glomeromycetes; Glomerales; Glomeraceae. The record is from RefSeq and is a predicted model, not a curated record.
AUGGUAUUCGCAGAAAAUAAACGAUCAACUGAACCUUAUUCUUUUAUUCUUUUAAAGAAAUUAUGUUCAUUAACAAUUAUUAUUUUACUUUUAUACUAUUCUUACGAUCAACUUUCACAAUAUUAUAAAUCAAUUUCUAAACCCAAGAUCACUUUCCAUAAUUUAGAUAUAUUUGAUAAUAUUAAUAUUACUAUAGGAAUUUGUGGUCAAAUUGAAAAUUGUACUUACAACGAUAAAAAUAAAUGCAGGACAGCUAAUGACAUUCCUAUAGAAUAUGCGAGAUUCAAUUCUCCUGGUUGUUCUCGUUAUUCUCGUUAUACUUUUGACUAUGAAAGCGAGAUAAUUAUAGAAAUAAUUCCUAAUAUCACGUAUGUUUAUUUAGAUGGACUUGAAAUAGAUAAAUAUUAUAUAUCAGAUGAUGAGUUGAAUCUUAUAUAUAAUCCGGACGAACAAAUUACGGUCGUAUAUUAUUCACCUAUAAUAAUAAAACGAAUAUCAAGGAAGUAUGCGUAUGGUCUUGCAGGUGGAGAGGGAGAUGAAUAUGUAAGGUUUAAUGCACAUACGGAUAUAACAACUUUAACGACUCCAAAUAUAACGACGCUUGUAUUAAGACCAUUAUCAAUGAAUAUAUAUUAUCAAGAAGAAACUUAUUAUGAUCUUGGUUCGAUUACAUCGAGUAUUGGUGGAUUCUACACUUCUUUAUCUGGAAUCUUUGUAUUUUUAUUUGGAGCAUCUAAAUUAGCACCAUGGGGAUUUAUGCAAACACGUAUGUUUAAUUUCCUAUGUAUAAGAUAUCAAAGAAAACUUGUAAGGAAACUUAAAAGCAAAUAUGAAACAAUUCCAUUCGUUAGUGGAAGAAUUAAAAAUGUUACCUUGGAAGAACGUGUUCAAAGUAUCGAAAAUUUGCUUGAAGAAUAUUAUCUUAAUACGGAUUUUUUGAAAUUAUUAUUAGAAGAAAAUAAAGACAAUAGCUUCGAUGAUAAAGUCUAGAUUUUUACUUGCGACAUAAAUUUCUUGAAUAUCAUCUUAUUCACCUAUAGGACUAAUUAAUGCAUUAGUGUAUUAUUGGAUAAGCACUAUCUUAAAAUUCAAUAUUUACUUAAACGGUGUUUUAUAGGCUAUUGGACUAAUUUAAGUAUCAGUAAAUAUUGAAUAAUUGCCGAAUAACUAUUUAUUAUAGUUACUUGGAAUAAUAAACUUUACACAACUUAGAUAACGAGUUGUACUAAUAUAAAUUAUCAAAUAG